This is a messenger RNA of Australozyma saopauloensis, 210 nucleotides long. RefSeq lists its product as uncharacterized. The transcript has a single exon. NCBI's taxonomy places the organism in Eukaryota, Fungi, Ascomycota, Pichiomycetes, Serinales, Metschnikowiaceae. The record is from RefSeq and is a predicted model, not a curated record. Bases 1 to 210 code for a protein of 69 amino acids.
AUGCAGAAAGAUAUCAGAGAGGUUCACUCCAACAACAUGCUGAAAGAGGAGGCCAAGAAAUUCAAGAGCUUAUUUGAGAAGAAGGAACUCUUCCCUCCGGAGGUGCCUGCUCGUGUGUACGUCAAUUUGGCGGUCAGAGGUUUCAGCCAGGACCUCAAUGGAAAAUACUUCAGAUUCAACGAUGAGACUUUGAAGAGUUAUAGCGAAUAA